UCCAACUUCUUCUCCUAGCGUCGUCGUCUACCAUCUGAGAUACCCCCCCUCCUCUCCAUUGACGACUUGACGAUCGCCAUUGACCACCCUCGCCCCGGACACCAGCAUCUGAUCACUGGUCCACGCCAGACACCAUCACCAUGGCUACCACCGAUAACCUUCCCGCAGCCGACGUCAACAAGUACGACUAUGUCAUUGUUGGCGGUGGUACGGCCGGCUGUGUCAUUGCUGCUCGCCUCGCCGAGUAUCUCCCUCGCAAGAACAUCCUCCUGAUCGAGGCCGGUCCCAGCGAUUUCACUGACGAUCGCGUUCUCGAUCUGCGCAAGUGGUUGGGUCUGCUUGGCGGCGAGCUUGAUUACGACUACCCCACUACCGAGCAGCCCAUGGGCAACUCACACAUCCGUCACUCCCGCGCUAAGGUGCUCGGUGGCUGCUCUUCUCACAACACCUUAAUCUCAUUCCGCCCGUUUGAGCAUGAUCUCGACAUCUGGCAGUCGCUCGGUGCCAAGGGUUGGACCUUCCCGGUCUUCAUGCGUGUCCUCGACCGCCUCCGCAACACCGUCCAGCCCGUUCACGCCCGCCACCGCAACCAGCUGUGCAAGGAUUGGGUCCUCGCCUGCUCCUCUGCUCUCAACGUCCCCGUCAUUCCCGACUUCAACCGUCACAUCAAGGACACCGGUUCGCUGACUGAGGGUGUUGGUUUCUUCUCCGUCUCCUACAACCCCGACAACGGCCAGCGCUCCUCGGCCUCGGUGGCGUACAUUCACCCCAUCCUGCGCGGCGAGGAGAAGCGUCCCAACCUGACUGUCCUUACGAACGCUUGGGUCUCGCGCAUCAACGUCAAGGAUGACGCCGUGACUGGUAUCAACCUGACUCUCAAGGACGGUACCAGCCACACCGUCAACGCCAAGGCCGAGACCAUCCUCUGCGCCGGUGCCGUUGACACACCGCGUCUUAUGCUGCACUCUGGUCUCGGUCCUGCUCAGCAACUCCGCGAUCUCGACAACCAUGGACUCCGACGCUGGCAUCUUCCUGCGCCGCGAGCUCCCAACGCUGGUGCCACUCAGAGCGCCGCCAACCCCCAAGGUCUCGCCGAAGGCCAGAUUGCCGACGUCAUGAUGCACUGCUACCAGAUCCCCUUCACUCUGAACACCGGCCGUCUCGGUUACCCCGAGAUGAAGGACGGUUACACGUUCUGCAUGACCCCUAACAUUCCUCGUCCCCGCUCGCGUGGUCGCAUCUACCUGACCUCCGCCGACCCCAAGGUCAAGCCCGCGCUUGACUUCCGCUACUUCACCGACCCCGAGGGCUACGAUGCCGCCACUCUCGUCUACGGCAUGCGCGCUGCCCGCAAGGUUGCCGAGCAGGCUCCCUUCAAGGACUGGAUCGCCAAGGAGGUUGCUCCCGGCCCUGAUAUUCAGACCGACGAGGCUCUGUCCGAGUACGCCCGCCGCGCCGCCCACACCGUCUACCACCCGUGCGGCACCACCAAGAUGGGUGACGUUCACAAGGACGGCAUGGCUGUCGUUGACGAGCAUCUCAAGCUCCGUGGUCUGCGCGGCGUGCGUAUCGCCGACGCUGGUGUCUUCCCCACCAUUCCCUCCAUCAACCCCAUGUUGACGGUGCUUGGUGUCGGUGAGCGCUGCGCCGAGCUGAUCCUCGAGGAGGCUGAGGCUCUGAACGCUGAGAAGGCUCAGGCCAGGCUGUAA
Molecule: messenger RNA, 1709 nt
Organism: Verticillium alfalfae VaMs.102
Lineage: Eukaryota; Fungi; Ascomycota; Sordariomycetes; Glomerellales; Plectosphaerellaceae
Product: choline dehydrogenase
Exons: 3
Coding region: 141-1709 (522 amino acids)
Molecular function (GO): flavin adenine dinucleotide binding; oxidoreductase activity, acting on CH-OH group of donors
Source: RefSeq, a predicted model, not a curated record